AUGGGUGCGGACGAGCCUAAUGCUUGUCAAACGAGCUACCCAUAUAUGAACGAGAAACCUCAAACUGCCGGACUGGUAGGCGAGGGCUCCAGCGAGGAUGUGAGUUCCCUGAGAGAUUCACCGGGCGACGAGGAGUCAGGGGUGGGACACGGUCAGGGCAAGGACCUCACGAAGACUGCUACGAACGUGAGCCAUGUUGGCGCAUUCGCAGUCAGGGCUCUUUCGAUCGUCCGUACCAGAGAAUCCGGACGAGACCUCGGCCCUCCUCCGGAUGGUGGUUUUCUUGCCUGGUCCCAGACGUACUAUACUGAGACUCUAGGGCAAUCACCGUCCGCCAUCUCAUGGGUUGGAAGCAUUCAGAUUUUCCUGCUUUUCUUCAUCGGCACAUUCUCAGGCCGUGCGACGGACGCUGGCUAUUUCAAGCUCACCCUGACGACAGGGGCAGUUCUGGAAUUGUUUUGCAUCUUUAUGACUUCCCUCUGUACUGAGUACUGGCAGCUUUUCCUCGCACAGGGUGUAGGACAGGGUAUAGGCUGUGGUCUGAUGUUUUGUCCCACAAUCGCUCUGACAACCACAUACUUCAGCAAGAACCGGUCUAUCGCCAUUGGAAUCGUUGCCUCCGGAUCUGCAACAGGAGGUCUCGUCUUUCCAGCUGUUGUUAUGCGCCUGCUCCCGCGGGUUGGAUAUGGUUGGACGAUGCGAACCCUGGGGUUCAUAUCUUUAGCAACAAUAACACCCUGCCUAUUCUUCCUGAAACAACGGCUACCACCGCGUAAGAGCGGACCGCUUGUGGAAUGGGCCGCAUUCAAAGAAGCAUCCUACUCGUUCUUCGCCAUCGGCAUGUUUCUCAAUUUCUGGGGACUAUAUAUUGGGUUCUUUUAUAUUGGAAGCUUUACCAGGGAAGUCAUCGGCGCGUCUACGACGACCUCAAUCAACGUUCUCCUUCUGAUGAACGGCAUCGGUCUUCUAGGUCGUCUCGGCCCUAAUCUCACGGCCGACCGGUACACUGGACCAUUGAACAUGCUGAUCCCGUUCAGCUUCGCGACCGGUCUAGUCGCCUUUUGCUGGGCGGGCGUGCGUAAUCUCGGCGGGGUGUAUGGCUUUGCUGCAUUUUAUGGCUUGGCCGCCGCGGGAAUCCAGUCGCUCUUUCCAGCGACAUUAAGCACACUUACAACGGAUCUCAAGAAGAUGGGAGCGCGUAUGGGGAUGGUUAUGUCGGUCGUCGGGGUUGCGGCGCUGAUUGGGUCUCCAAUCGCUGGGGCGUUGGUCCAACGAGGGGAUGGCGAUUACUUGUACGCUCAGAUGUUCAUGGGCAGUGUCAUUAUCGCUGGAACUUUGAAUCUGAUUGCAGCCCGAGCAGCUAAGAUUGGGUUUGUCUGGCAGCGAGCAUAG
This is a messenger RNA of Aspergillus nidulans FGSC A4, 1392 nucleotides long. RefSeq names its product putative MFS monocarboxylate transporter. Gene Ontology annotation, molecular function: transmembrane transporter activity. Gene Ontology annotation, biological process: transmembrane transport. The record is from RefSeq and is a predicted model, not a curated record. The coding region runs from base 1 to 1392 and encodes 463 amino acids. Gene Ontology annotation, cellular component: membrane. Lineage: Eukaryota; Fungi; Ascomycota; Eurotiomycetes; Eurotiales; Aspergillaceae. The transcript is spliced from 2 exons.